UGUAAUCCGUUCGCUGGCCACCACUGCUGGGGUUUGUCUUCCCCGACAUGAGUGGCAAGCCGCGCUACUAGUCUGCUGUUGUCCGUUGACCCGCACUCACCCCCAACGAUCUCAGCGCUCACCUGCAGUGUCGGCACGAAAGGAUAACCCAGUCAAAUGUUGGAUCUUCUUCAAUAUCUAUCCCAGCAACUGGUCCGCUGAAAAGUUUUGACGAUAUGACACGAACGUAUCUAGAAACAUCUCUUCCUUUGUCUUUGUAGAAUGUGAAAAUCUGGACUAGUUUUCUGGGCGUGUAAAGGAACACUAACGGUAAAAAAGUGAUUUGCGUUUCAUUAAAAGAUACUUUUAUUACUUUAGAAAAUCUCCAGACAUCUUCCGACUCACGCCUUGUGUCUCUCAAACAUUUUCGCGGUGCACAUUACUUUGACCCUAGUAUCACCCGAGCUGACUGUUAUUAGAAGAAGUAUUUUUCUUUGAACACUUGAAAAAUAACAAUUUUCAAAAUAUUGACACACUCACUCUGGAAACAUUUUAUCAAUCCCAAAGACAAGAGACCCACAAACAGUUCAUCAAAACAUAUUACUCAAAACGAGUUAAAUAAUAAUUUUUUUUUAAACCAUGGGGGUCAACGUAAUAUCAUUGUGAUGUUGUCAACUGCAGCUUGACAGUGGCGUGGCUGUUCUUCGAAAGAAGGGUUUUGCGUGCUCACAUAACCUGGUCUUUAUUCGUCUGUAACUUGAAGAAAACUUGGAGUGUGACAGUGAAGAGUGCGAUUCUACUGUCGUGUUUGAGAGACGCUUUACAUGACUCCAAGUGCUUAUGAAUUUGUUCUCACGCUCAGUCUCAAUACAGAGCAACCAGAAGCAGACACAAAAUCCGUUUAUGUUACCGAGGCAUUAGAAGGUCGAUCAGUCUGCGAUCCCCCGGGUCAAGACCCUGCUGGUUUUAACAGGUUGAGAACGGAACUGGUGACACGUUUAUGAGAAAAGUGUUUUUCUCGGCUGAAGAUAUUUUGCUACCAUAGGGGAAAAAAGACAAAACGGAUGACCGUUGCCUGUGCCUAAACAAGGAUUCUAAUGGCUAAGCCAAUCCCGACCAUGGACAGCCCAUACACAGCGUACAGUUUCAGUCCCAACGAAACUUUGGAAACGUUACUGAACGUUCUAACAACUCUACCAACAUGCAAUAUUUCGGACAACGUCACCGAAUCGAACCUCAACGAUACUGGCAUGCCAGAGAGAAGCGGCUACGCGAAAGUUUUACCUUACGUCAUGAUCGUUUGCUACAUCCUUAUUUGCAUAUUGGGCCUGGCGGGUAACGGAUUGGUCAUCUACGUCGUCCUCAUGUUUGCAAAGAUGAAGACAGUGACUAACAUGUACAUCCUCAAUCUAGCCCUUUCCGAUAUACUCUUUAUCGUCAUCCUCCCAAUGAUGGCCACCACCACCCUCAUGGAGCACUGGAUCUUUGGCUUCGCCAUGUGCAAGAUAUACUUCGUUCUGUAUUCGAUUAAUCUCUUCGGCGGCGCUUUCAACCUGUGCGUAAUGAGCGCAGACCGAUACUUGGCUGUGUGUCACCCGAUCAGAUCUCUCAAGUACAGAACCCCGCGCAUCGCUUUAUUUCUUUGCCUGUGUGUGUGGUCUCUGUCGUUCCUAGUCAUGCUACCCAUCAUCCUCUACUCUAGAACGGAAAAGCAUCGUCGGUUUCCUGGAAAAGAAUCCUGUAGCAUCUUCUGGCCUAAAGAUCAGCUUAUCCCCCCUGAUAAAGCUUUUAUUUGGUAUUCAUUCAUUCUUGGUUUCGCCAUCCCUGUUUCCCUCAUCUCUGUGUUCUACGUCCUCGUCAUUCUCCGGCUCCGCCACGUGGGGCCAGCCAAGAAAUCGAAAGAGAAAAGGAAAUCGCACCGUCGUGUCACUCGCCUCGUUCUGACCGUCAUCACCAUCUACGUCGUCUGUUGGUUGCCUUACUGGUGUUUCCAAGUGCACAUUGUGUUCAACGACGUAAAAAUCACCAGUGACGCCAUGAUCCUUGUGUUCAACGGCUUCACAGUCCUCUCGUUCGCCAACAGCAUGCUGAAUCCGUUCCUCUACGCAUUCCUCAGCGACAACUUCCGCAAGAGUUUCGUCAAGGCCUUCAAGUGCUUGUCAAACGUGGAGAUGAACAAGUCGGUGUGUAACGAGAACAGCGUGUUCCCGCGAACCAGCCAGACGUACACACGGAGUGGCGUGAUGGGAGAGGAGAGGAUGGAGCUCAGUGCGGUAGACACAAACCCUACAGCGUCACCUAACGUCGCGGAGCAGGGCUCCAUCAAAUCUCCUCAGGAUGAACACGGUUUUCUGAAACCCCCAGUGCAGCUUUGAUCAUUUACUCAUCGUUGAGACGAUGCUGUGUCCCCACAAUACAACUGCUGUGCAAGGAGACAUUUGUCCAGCUGCUCAAGAAACAAAUUUCCUGGAACUUGGCUUGACGUCUAAAAUAACAGACUUCUAUACGGGCUGUUCCUAAUAGACACGGGAAAGGGCGGAAGCUCGAAAUACAAGUAUCAAAGGAAUUCAAUUUUUCUCGCCUUUCGAGAAGACAGUAUCCUUUCAGUCUCGACUUGGGAGGGGGGGGGGUGGCGUAAUCAAAUACAAAGUUUCAGGAACGAAGAUGUUGUGAAGCUUGGGACCUCGUGCUCUGAAGGAAAACUCGUGUUAGGCAAGACAUGCUCCGGGACUUCGUGACCUUCACCAGCGACUGCCGGAGAGGGACUGAUUUUGAAUGGAGAGUGGAAAAGGAGGGGGGGGGGGGCGCGACUUAAAGAGGUUGUUUAGUGCUGACUGUCACUGAAAUGUAUUUUUUUAAAAUUAUCUCCGCAAAACAUAUCACACGAUUAUCUCCUGCUGCGAAAGAGCACUGAUCUAUGUACUGCUUAACGUAUGUUUUGUAAACGAUUUUAUAGUUUUAGAAAUUUUUAUUUGGAAACCAAUAAGAUUGACAUUGUACAACUCAGCAUUCAUUACCAUCUAUUGCUGUUUGUGAAAUGGUUGUAUUGUUAAACAAUCUAAAUACUGAACAUUGCAUUUCAAAAUUAGAAAUCUGCUUAAUUCACGUGUAUCAGUUAGAAUAAGAAUUAUUUUUGAACCUGUUCUUCAUUGAGAGGUUGAAUUUUAUGUUCGCUAAAUUUGUUUCUAUUUUUACAAAGUUUAAAAUUACACCCCAGGAUAUUGGAACGUAGAUACAACAGGAAGAUUACACAUUUCGACUACCCUAUUUUGUAACGUAUGUUAAAGUCGUCAUGGGGGUGCUUUGGGGUCGUUUUCUUUUCUUCCUUUUAUUUAUCCGUCUCUCUGCAGUUUGUCUAGAUGUCUGUGUGCAAAUCUCUCUGCCUUUCUCCCUUCUCUACUUCUUUCUAUCUAUCUAUCUAUCUAUCCUUCUAUCUAUUUAUCUAUCUAUCUAUCUAUCUAUCUAUCUAUCUAUCUAUCUAUCUAUCUAUCUAUCAAUCUAUCUAUCUAUCUAUCUAUCUAUCUAUCUAUCUAUUUACCUAUCUAUCUAUCUCGUUUUGGCGAAGGAUACUCUCGCCAAAAGUAUUUAUCUCCAUACGAGUGUGUUAAGACAAGAUCAGAUGAGUAUCGGGUCAAAAUGUGGUGCCUAAAUGAGCUAAAAUUUGGUUCAUCAAUGUUUUUACUCCCACAAAAAGCUCAUACUGUAUACACCGAAUGUUUAUACACUGAAUAAAAGAGCCACCCCCAAAAAAAUAAAAACAACAAAAACAACAAACAAACAAACAAAAAACCAAGCAAAUUCAACAGCAACAAAAGAAAAACUAGAGACAGAUCCCCCGAAACAGCCUUGGUGAAAAAGUACGAACAAAGUAAGACACAACACAGC
Molecule: messenger RNA, 3864 nt
Organism: Aplysia californica (California sea hare)
Lineage: Eukaryota; Metazoa; Mollusca; Gastropoda; Aplysiida; Aplysiidae
Product: somatostatin receptor type 2-like
Exons: 4
Coding region: 1077-2354 (425 amino acids)
Biological process (GO): G protein-coupled receptor signaling pathway
Cellular component (GO): membrane; neuron projection
Molecular function (GO): somatostatin receptor activity; peptide binding
Source: RefSeq, a predicted model, not a curated record